GUUAAUUUAUUUUACGUAAACGAAACUUACUUUAGGUACAAGUAAGUUUUACAAAACUUUCAAAGGGAACCGGGUAAUAUUUAGGAAAUGCAGAAACAUUUAUCUUCAAAAAAAGUAGAUGCAGGAAACGUAAGAUAUGAUCGGAAUUUCUAAUUAAAUCGACACACAAUACAUUCAUUUUGACGGCAGCGCUAAGACCAAGUCAUAAAACCCAAAUUCUAAAUUGAGUUUUUGAAGUUUCAGCUGCGCUAUAAGAUCAUUUAGAAUUGUAUUGUAUUUAGGUAUUUGCCUUCUAGUCGAAGUUUCCUUGGAAAAAAGAACAAAGAGAAAAAACAAUAAAAAACAAAAAUGCGUUGGACUGUUCAUUUGGAUGGUGGGCCAAGACGGGUUAACCAUGCAGCAGUUUGUGUUUGUGAUUUAAUAUAUUCGUUCGGCGGUUACUGCACAGGAGAUGAUUACCGAUUUAAUGAAUCUAUUGAUGUGCACGUUUUGAACACGCAAAAUUUGCGAUGGACUUUAUUACCGCAAAAAAAGGACGAAAAUGGUACGGUGUUAAAAUAUCCUGAAGUACCAUUUCAGCGUUACGGUCACACAGCAGUGGCCUAUAAGGAGAAGAUUUAUAUGUGGGGAGGCCGGAAUGAUGAAAGUCUUUGCAAUUUUUUAUAUUGUUUCGAUCCUAAAACUUUGUCGUGGUCGCGUCCUAACGUAACGGGAGUUGUGCCAGGUGCUCGCGAUGGUCACUCCGCUUGUGUGAUUGGCAACUAUAUGUACAUUUUCGGUGGUUUUGUCGAGGAAAUAAAUGAGUUUUCAUGCGAUGUACAUGCCCUUAACUUCGAGACAAUGGAAUGGCGCUAUGUGCAGACCUUUGGAGUACCGCCAUCGUUUCGUGAUUUCCAUGCAGCAGAACAUACACUUGGACGUAUGUAUAUUUUUGGAGGGCGAGGAGACAAGCACAGCCCUUACCACAGUCAAGAGGAAAUGUAUUGUCCUGAAAUAGUAUAUCUUGAUUUGAAGACUAAAGUUUGGCAUCGUCCAUCUAUAACAGGAAAAGUACCCGUUGGCCGUAGAUCCCAUUCAAUGUUUAUUUACAAUGAUUUGAUUUAUGUAUUUGGAGGAUACAAUGGUUUACUAGAUCAACAUUUUAAUGAUUUGUACACUUUCGAUCCAAAAACGAAUUGUUGGAAUCUUGUUAAGCCGCACGGUAAACCACCAACACCCAGACGUCGUCAAGUCGGCAUUGUUAAGGAUGCACGUCUUUUCCUUUUUGGUGGUACUAGUCCUUGUCCCCAUGCUGCUGUUCAAGAACAAACAUCUCUUAUUGAUAAUAAUGAUACCCACGUCCUCGAUUUUAAGCCCCGUCUUAAAACAUUGGCCAUAUUGACUGUAGUGGAAAAACGUAUUGAUACCACAUGUUUACCUAAGGAACUGAGAUAUGAAAUAAAAGCUAUGACUCAGCCGAAUUCCAUAAGUCGACCGGUUAAUCACGCUGGCUAAAAUUGGCAAUUGUAAGAGUAUUAUGCUUGAAAAAAGCAACCUUUGCAACUCAGUUGUCAAUACAGCACAAUCAAAUAACUUGAAAUUUAACCCAAUUCAAAAUUUAUUUUUAUUUUUAUAUCAAAUGCGACCAGCGACGAGAUAAAUAAGAAUUUUGGGUCAAGUUUCACUGAAAGGUUGUUUGUAUAGGGCUUACAUUAAAGACAUUUCAAAAUAUGUUUUCAAAUAUGUUUUACCAAUCUUAUCGCCGAGCCGAACUGCAAUUAUACAAUUAAAAAAAAAAAGUUGAGCACAAAUAAUAUACGUAAUAAAACCUAGUAAAAAAGCGAAAACAAUUUUUCUUAUCCCCAUAUGUGUAAAUAUUGAUUAACUUUCUAAGUGUAUAUGUAAUAUAAUAACUAUUAUCAUAACGUAGUUAAAUUCUUCUUUUUAUUAGUUUAAUAUUAA
Glossina fuscipes is the source of this 1941-nucleotide messenger RNA. RefSeq names its product kelch domain-containing protein 3. The coding region runs from base 349 to 1494 and encodes 381 amino acids. The record is from RefSeq and is a predicted model, not a curated record. Gene Ontology annotation, molecular function: protein binding; chromatin binding. NCBI's taxonomy places the organism in Eukaryota, Metazoa, Arthropoda, Insecta, Diptera, Glossinidae. Gene Ontology annotation, cellular component: cytoplasm. The transcript has 5 exons.